Prunus dulcis (almond) is the source of this 1162-nucleotide messenger RNA. RefSeq lists its product as uncharacterized. The record is from RefSeq and is a predicted model, not a curated record. Lineage: Eukaryota; Viridiplantae; Streptophyta; Magnoliopsida; Rosales; Rosaceae. The coding region runs from base 1 to 1020 and encodes 339 amino acids. The transcript has 3 exons.
AUGGAGCAUGAUCAAGACCAAGAAGCUCUAUUUCAUUCAUACCCUUUUGCAUAUUACGUGCAAAGCCCAUCAACUAUCUCCCAUGCCAACAGUGCCGAUAUCCGGAACACCAUCCCCGAAUCUGAAUUCCAAUCCCCAACCCGACCUGAACCAACAAACCCGACCCUUCACGAAGAGGCCUCCCGCUUCACUCUCUCACACUACUCCUCCUCCCGCGGAUCCAGCCACUCAUUCUUGCACCAGAAGAAGAUCUCAUACGACGCACGUAGCAACGGAACGGGCACCGAAAAUGGAGUAAACCGUUUGAUUAUUGUGGACGGCGGUGGCAAGGGCGAUGAUGGUGGUGAUGAAGAUGAUGAUGAGGAAUAUUACUAUGGUGUGAGAAAAACAUCAAGGUGGUGGAAGACGUAUUGUUCAUAUCGUAAUUCAGAUUCGUGUGUAUGGAUUUGUAUGCAAAUAAGUUGGAGGGCUAUGUUGAGCUUGUGCAUUGCAUUGCUUGUGUUUUACAUUGCUACAAAGCCCCCUCCACCCAAAGUGUCAAUUAAGAUGGCAGGAAUUGGCGAAUUUGGACUAGGGGAAGGAGUGGAUGGCUCGGGUGUCACCACUAAGAUCCUCACCUGCAAUUGUUCCAUAAAUCUAAUAAUAGACAACAAAUCGAAGCUCUUUGGCCUUCACAUUCAUCCUCCAACAAUCCAAAUGCGCUUCGGCCGCUUACCUUUUGCUUUAUCACAUGGACCAAAGCUAUAUGCUGCUGAGAGUGGGUCAUCAAAAUUCAAGUUAUAUGCUGGAACAAGGAAUAAGCCAAUGUAUGGUGCCGGAAGAAGCAUGGAGGACAUGCUAGAGUCAGGGAAGGGUUUGCCAUUGGUCCUUCGAGUGAGCUUGCGCUCAAGUUUUCAUGUCGUUUGGAACCUUAUUAAGCCUAAAUUCCACCACCAAGCUGAAUGCUUGCUUGUCCUUCAUAGGGCAUAUGAUAAAAAGCAUCGCACUCAGACAUACAAUAGCACCUGCAUAAUGACUUAGUCUAUCAAUUAUGUACACCCCUCUCUACAAGAAAAUCUGAGAAUUUUAAAUUUUUUUUUUUUCUGAAACCAAAAAGGAAAAAGAAAGAGAGAGAGAGACGAAAAAAUGUCAACCAGAAAAGGAAAAGGGACUCAGAUGUUGC